AUGGCUACAAGCAUCUCCCCAGCAGAGAGCAGGAGCUUGUGCAGGAAUGGAGAGCCCUGGAUUUGGCAGCUCCUGCGAGGAUGUGCCAGGGAUGUGUGGGAGUGCUGGAGCCUUGUCACAGGGCUCACUGCCAUUGUCUGCUCGCUGCCUGCUGCACUCCCCGAAAUUGUCACUGCUGCUUUUUAUGUGAACAAGGACCUGAGUAUCAUUGUUUACUGUAAGCUCAAGAAUCAGAAGGUGGCAAAAGGCAGUCCCAGCCUGAGGAAUUUGGGCACAGUCUGGAUUGUGGGGUGUGGAGCUCUGAGUGUCACUGCCCUCUGUCAGCUGCUCCUCAGGAAUCACUCUCCUGAUGUGAUUGAAAUGCCAGGUUUCAUUUGGUGCUGGGUGUUCCUGGGCACCAGAUUCCCUCAGCUUCAUAAAAACCUUAGUGGCUUUUUGGCAUUUUUCCAGAGGAGAUGCACAGAGGGCACCUUUUACCUGCUCUUUGCCUUGGCCAUGAUGGGAAACUGCACCUGUGGACUGAGCCUUGCUGUAAAGAUGCCAAACCCCAAAUUCUCCCAGGUCCUCUGCUUUGUUCUCCACCUUCCCUGGCUCCUUGGGAGCUUUGGAGUUUUGUUCCUUGACAUUUUUGUAUCAUUUUCCUGUUACAGCUAA
Sturnus vulgaris (Common starling) is the source of this 654-nucleotide messenger RNA. The record is from RefSeq and is a predicted model, not a curated record. NCBI's taxonomy places the organism in Eukaryota, Metazoa, Chordata, Aves, Passeriformes, Sturnidae.